UCACAUUAACACACGCUCCUCUCUCUCUCUCUCUGUGUUCUCCACUUCCCUUAAAUUCACGCUCCCCCCUGUAACCCUUCUCCCACACACACUCUCUUGUUUCUCUCUCUUCGGUCAAAAACAUGAAUUUGGAUACGCAACCCGGAACGCCGUCGUAUUGGUGCUACAGCUGCACCCGUUUCGUGCACCUCUCUGUCCAAGCCACCAUCGCCUGCCCCCACUGUCAAAGCGGUUUCGUCGAAGAGAUCCGCGCCGGCGCCGAAGCCUCGCCACGCCACCGUCUAAGUCCUUUCCCUGACGAUCCCCUUUCUUUCCGGCGACAGGGCUUCCGCCGCCGUAGGAGAGAAGGUGCCGGCAACCGCUCCCCGUUCAACCCCGUCAUCGUCCUCCGCGGCCCCGGCGACGACUCCGCCGCCGCCGAUCACGACGGUGCCAGCACGUUCGAGCUCUUCUACGACGACGGCGAUGGCACCGGCCUCCGCCCCCUCCCUCCCACCAUGUCGGAGUUCCUCCUCGGCUCCGGCUUCGACCGGUUACUGGAACAGUUUGCGCAGAUGGAGAUGAACGGCUUCGGCCGGCCGGAGAAUCCGCCGACGUCCAAGGCGGCGAUCGAGUCCAUGCCGACGGUCGAGAUCGGCGAAACUCACGUCGAAACCGACGCGCACUGCGCCGUGUGCAAAGAAGUGUUUGAGCUCCACGCGGAGGCGCGUGAGUUGCCGUGCAAGCACAUCUACCACUCCGAGUGCAUCCUCCCGUGGCUCUCGAUGCGGAACUCGUGCCCGGUGUGCCGCCACGAGCUUCCUUCCGAUUUGGAAACUAGAGUUCCGAGCCAGAUCGACGAGGAAGCGAUAGGAUUAACGAUUUGGAGGCUUCCAGGAGGCGGAUUCGCCGUAGGGCGAUUCUCCGGCGGCCGGAGAACCGGGGAGAGUCAUUUGCCGGUGGUGUACACGGAGAUGGACGGUGGACUUAACACAAAUGGUGGUGCUCCUAGGAGAAUUUCUCGUUCUGUUAGAAGCAAUAGGGUUAGGGAAAGUCGAGGGUUUGGUAGAGUUUUUCGCAAUUUCUUUUCAUUCUUUGGAAGAAUUGGUUCUAGAAACUCUUCUUCUUCUUCUGAACAUGGGUCUGUGAGUAGAAGCCGUAGUCACGUGAGUUCAAUGUUCAAUAGAAGCUCGCGGAGACAUAGCAGGACUUGGGUUAUGGAUGAUUGAUUAAUUGGUGAAUGGUGAUGGCAAUUUUGCAAAGAAUAGUAGUACUUUUUUUUUUUUUUUUUAACUUUGGGUUAUGAGAUUCAUUUCACACUGUAAAUAGCAUGUAACUAGCAACUAUAUUGAAACAAGUUCAGUUUUCCCUUUGGGAAUCUUUUAUGGUUUGAUUCAACAUCAAUGGAACGAAGAGUGCUAUUUUUUUAGCUUUGUGGAUCAAACACUGUGCGUUGGCACCUGCAAUUGUAACAGUGGACCGGGCAUGCAUUGGGAAACAAGAAUGAUGCUUUGUUCCCCGUGAACUGAAUUAUUUGAUUUGUUUA
This is a messenger RNA of Glycine soja, 1525 nucleotides long. Its product is annotated as E3 ubiquitin-protein ligase RDUF2-like. The transcript has a single exon. Gene Ontology annotation, cellular component: cytoplasm. Gene Ontology annotation, biological process: protein ubiquitination. The record is from RefSeq and is a predicted model, not a curated record. Lineage: Eukaryota; Viridiplantae; Streptophyta; Magnoliopsida; Fabales; Fabaceae. Gene Ontology annotation, molecular function: ubiquitin protein ligase activity. Bases 123 to 1208 code for a protein of 361 amino acids.